This is a messenger RNA of Cotesia glomerata, 928 nucleotides long. Its product is annotated as general odorant-binding protein 56h-like. Gene Ontology annotation, molecular function: odorant binding. Gene Ontology annotation, biological process: sensory perception of smell. The record is from RefSeq and is a predicted model, not a curated record. NCBI's taxonomy places the organism in Eukaryota, Metazoa, Arthropoda, Insecta, Hymenoptera, Braconidae. The transcript has 4 exons. The coding region runs from base 72 to 425 and encodes 117 amino acids.
AAAUUAUUUCACGGUUCGAAUAUCAUUUUUCUAAUCGUACUAUAUACAAACAUUGUAUAUUUUUCGCAACAAUGCGUGUGGCUACUGUGGUAUUGAUUUUUUGUGUUCUGACUGUGGGUCUACUCGGAGGCAAUGUGGGGGCAAGGGGAUUAGAAACUGCCAAGAGAUGUGCCUCUGAAACACAACUCAAUGAAAUACCUGUAAAGGAUAUAUUUAGUCAUGGGGAAGAACCUAAUAAAAAAAUAAAAUGUUUCGUUGCUUGCUUGGCUAGAGAAGAUGAUAUUCUUGUUCACGGAAGUUUCAACAAAGACAAAAUUUUCGAGACGCUUCCGGAUGAUUUUCCAAAUCGUGAUAAGGUUGUAGAACUGUUGGCAAAAUGCAGUGACGAGAGUAAGUUUUAUCAUAAUUAUUUAAACAUUCCUUAGUUACUUUCUGACAUAAUUAUAUCUUCCUCUACGGCAAAAAUAUAUAUUUAGCAUUCCCAACAAACAUAAAAAAAAUUUAUAUCCACAAAUAUAUCUACACAGUUAAGAAUUUUGCGCCGAUGCGUCAUAAAAUUUUGUGUUAAAAAUUUUUGUAUUGAAUGUUUAACACUUUUAUCUGUAAAUUUACAUUUAUUCCUUAAGUUAAGUCAACAUAAAAAAUGUGUUCAAUAUUAAAGUCAAAAAUGUUUGACUCAAUGACGUAAAAUUUUUUACUGUGUAUUUUUGCCGGAAACAAAUAUAAGUAAUUUAAUGUUUUUAUUUAUGUUGGAUUAAAAUUUUUUUAUACUUUCAUAAAUGUUAAUCAUAUGUAUUUCUUCCGUGUGAGCUCACUAAAAGUGAUCCAUUGGGAGAAAAAUUCAAUACUUAAAAAUAUUGUAAUUACAGAGGGAUCCGACGACUGCGAGACAGCUUAUCUCGGUGUCAAAUGUCUGCGUGAUAAUAGG